Gavia stellata (red-throated loon) is the source of this 5722-nucleotide messenger RNA. It is a transcript of the gene EHD4, whose product is annotated as EH domain containing 4. Gene Ontology annotation, biological process: endocytosis; endosomal transport. The record is from RefSeq and is a predicted model, not a curated record. Gene Ontology annotation, cellular component: plasma membrane; cytoplasm. Bases 1 to 1629 code for a protein of 542 amino acids. NCBI's taxonomy places the organism in Eukaryota, Metazoa, Chordata, Aves, Gaviiformes, Gaviidae. Gene Ontology annotation, molecular function: protein binding; GTP binding; calcium ion binding. The transcript is spliced from 6 exons.
AUGUUCAGCUGGCUGGGGAAGCAGGGCGGCGGGCGGGAGCGCGGCGGCGGCGGUAGCGACGUGGUGCAGACGGUGACCGGGGGGCUGCGGGACCUCUACCUCCGCAAGCUGCUGCCGCUGGAGGAGCACUACCGCUUCCAUGACUUCCACUCGCCCGCCCUGGAGGAGGCCGACUUCGAGAACAAGCCCAUGGUGCUGCUGGUGGGGCAGUACAGCACCGGCAAGACCACCUUCAUCCGAUACCUGCUCGAACAAGACUUUCCAGGCAUGCGGAUUGGUCCAGAGCCUACCACAGAUUCUUUUAUUGCUGUGAUGUAUGGAGAUUCAGAAGGAAAUGUUCCUGGAAAUGCCCUAGUUGUUGAUCCUAAGAAGCCGUUCCGCAAACUCAGCCGCUUUGGAAAUGCUUUCCUGAACAGGUUCAUGUGCUCUCAGUUACCUAACCAGGUACUGAAGAGCAUCAGUAUCAUCGACAGCCCUGGAAUUCUCUCUGGAGAGAAGCAGCGCAUCAGCAGAGGCUAUGACUUCUGCCAAGUCCUCCAGUGGUUUGCUGAAAGGGUCGAUCGCAUCAUCCUCCUUUUUGAUGCCCAUAAGCUGGAUAUAUCUGAUGAGUUUUCAGAGGCUAUUAAGUCAUUCCGGGGCCAGGAUGACAAGAUUCGAGUGGUGCUUAAUAAGGCUGACCAAGUGGACACACAGCAGCUGAUGAGGGUCUACGGUGCACUCAUGUGGUCCUUGGGAAAGGUGAUCAACACUCCAGAGGUGCUGCGGGUCUACAUUGGCUCCUUCUGGGCCCAUCCUCUCCGAAACACAGAGAAUCGAAGACUCUUUGAAGCAGAGGCACAGGAUCUCUUCAAGGAUAUACAGAGUCUCCCGCAGAAGGCUGCUGUGCGGAAACUCAAUGAUCUCAUUAAGAGGGCAAGACUUGCAAAGGUUCAUGCUUAUAUCAUCAGCUAUCUGAAAAAAGAAAUGCCCUCUAUGUUUGGAAAAGAGAACAAGAAGAAGGAACUGAUCAGCAGAUUACCGGAGAUCUACAUCCAGCUGCAAAGGGAAUACCAUAUCUCAGCAGGGGACUUCCCUGAAGUCAAGAAAAUGCAGGAGCUGUUAGAGACUUGUGACUUCACUAAAUUUCAUUCUUUGAAACCAAAGCUAAUUGAAGCUGUGGAUAACAUGCUGGCCAACAAAAUUGCCUCCCUGAUGAGCCUGAUCAGACAGGAAGAGAGCAAUAUGCCCACAGAGAUCGUGCAUGGUGGAGCAUUUGAUGGCACCAUGGCAGGACCUUUUGGCCACGGAUAUGGAGAAGGUGCUAAGGAAGGAGCUGAUGAAGAUGAAUGGGUUGUUGCCAAAGAUAAGCCUGCUUAUGAUGAGAUUUUCUACACUUUGUCACCAAUCAAUGGCAAAAUAUCUGGGAUUAGUGCGAAGAAGGAGAUGGUGACUUCUAAACUACCCAACAGUGUUUUGGGGAAGAUCUGGAAGCUUGCAGACUGUGAUGGCGAUGGGAUGUUGGAUGAUGAGGAGUUUGCAUUAGCAAAACAUCUCAUCAAGAUUAAACUGGAUGGAUAUGAACUGCCUGGCACGCUACCUUCCCACCUGGUGCCACCAUCUCACAGGAAACCUCUCCAGACAGCAGAGUGAAAAGUAGAAGGAGAAUGAGGAUUUUGGAAAUCUUUCAACAAACAUGUUGAAACCACCAGAAUUUGAAAUUAAGUGUAGAUCCUUAAACCUCACAGCACAUUUCAUGCAAGUUACUGAAAUUAGAAGCAUGGUAGCAGGGAAACAUUUGUGUAGCUGUCCCUGCUGACCUUCACUCAGGCAUGCUUAUCACAAGUGCCUUGUAUAGAUCUAUUGUAAGGUGAAAAUGUUUUUGAAGUCCUGCUUCUGUGUCUUGCUGCCUUUACAACCAUAAAGCAGAAAAGACCAUGUAUAAAAAUCACUGACCUUCACCAAACCUAAAUACUUAUCAACCAUAAGUUUCUCCAAACUAUUUUAAAUAGUGCAAGGAAGCUCUAAAUGUUAAGUUCACCUGCCUAUGCAAGGAACAUUUGCUGUGCUAAAAAACAUACUUUAGGCAUCGAGUGAAUGUCAUCAUCUCUGUAGCUUAAGAAAAGGAUGAUAUAAAAGGAAAUUUUAUUUUUGUUCUUUUUGUUAUUUAAUAGCAGGUUAGAAAAAGAGUAAUGGGGAGUCUUUAAGUGCUCAGAACAUGAGCAGACUUGUUUCAAAACUUUAUUGAUUAUAGCUAGAACUGCAAAAUAUUAAAAUUAUUCUUUCAGUCUGUCAUCAUUGUGUCUUUUUAUCUGAAGAACUGCUUCUUCAGUUUUAUACCGCACUAUCUACUCAGUAUUAUCAUUAGAAGAACUGAAUCUCCUUUGUUCCUUGGAUUUGGAGUUUCUUUUGAGGUUUCAGUUUAGCUGCUCUGCAGACAAAUUUCUGAAUUGUUCAAAGUGGCAGCAGAAUGUUUUCAUAAGCUAAAAAAAAAAAAUCACAUUUCCAUGGAAAUCAAGUCUCACUUUCUGUUCAGAAAAGGUGCAUUGCUCAAAGUCAGUCUCUUCCCAAGACAAUUUGAUGUGCUUUGAAAUUUUCAUUGGUAUUUAAUUUCUAUCUGCAGGUAAUUAUACAGUUAUCUCUGUAUAUUUUUUUAUAUAUAAUAUUUUUAAGGGAAGUUUUUAACUCUUUUGCCAACAUGUAGCUGACAACCACAAAAGAGAGAUUUGAUUCCUAUGGUGGCAGAUUUAAAAGAUGGGGAGGCUAACAGGAAUCUUUCAUUGGCUGUAAUAAAUGAUAGACUGGUCCCUCCAGAUCUUAUUCCUUUAUUGAAAAUAAUCUGUGAAAGGAAUGGAUGCUUAAUAAACAUUCGUUUUUCUAACAACACAAUCAAAGUUGAACAUAUUGGCUGCUUACAACUGAUUUUUAUCAGUACCUUAAAAGAACGCAAAUAUUUGGCCCUGUGAACUUGUGUCUUUCAGGGAGGGCCAGUUCUUUUCUAAAAUCAAACUUGGCAGUCAGUUUUGCUCUAUGCAUGUGAGCAGGAAUUGACUUGUAUUCCAUUUGUAGUAUGAAAUACCCUACACAUCAAAGGUACUGUAGUUUUGAGCACUUUUUCUUUAAGUCUCAGUAAGUGGUAGCACUAAUGCCUUCUGAGAACAAAGCAAGCCAGAAAGUGUUCUAGCAUCCUUGCAGUAGGGAUGGGGAGGGAAGUAGUUUGGGUAUUGUCUCCCAGUUAAGAUUUUAGUCACACUUACGUGUUCGGAUUUGUAGGUGACCUAAGAGCCUCAGCUUCUCUUUUCAAAUCAUACAUUUGUAGGUUGCCAGUCAGGUUUAAUACUUCAGAUCUUUCAGGACCUCUUAUCUUUCUGCAUCUUUUCUAUUCUGAUGUGAAAUCACCAUGAACUUGGCCAGGGCUCUACCAUGGGAAAACAAUGAAGCUAUUUUAAGUAAUGACAGAACACCUUUACCUUGCCAGGCUUCUGGGCCUUUAUCAAGGAUAUCCUGGCAUAGUUAAAUUGUUCUUAAGGACUUUCUUGCUUUUUUAAUUCUUUAGGUUUUUCUCUUAUCAUUCAGGCAUACCAACUUCAUUUCUGUUAGACCUAAAUUAGGAGCCAAAUUAGCUUUAGUGCACCUCUGUGCACUUUAGAGCUGUGAAACUUGACCAUGAGUCUACCUGUGUGACUGUACAUCUGCAGAGUAACUGAUUUUUCUAUGUAAUUUAUUUUUGAUUGAACAAAAAGUAGUCUAUAGACAUUGCAGGAGUUGUUAAAAAAAGACAGGCUGCAGAAGUAGUAAGAUAUGCUUGUUUGUGUGUAAUGUCUGCAGUCAGUAACAAAUUCAUACACUAAUGACCAACCUGACUAGCUUAGUUAGGAAAGCCACCAGGAGAAAGAAAGCAAGCUUGUGUAUUGUGACUACUGUAGCGUGGGCAAAGCUGAGAGGACCUGGGAAGUCGCUGAUCUUCUGACUCUGCCUUACCUUGCUCUUUAGCAGCACGGGGUUCCGGGGUGGACCCAUGUUUGAGUUCCCACCACGUGCAGCUUCCAGGGGCGAUGCUUCAAAUGCAUUGGAGCCAUGUGAUCCCAUGCCAGUAGAAACAUCCUCCUUCAGUGAGAGGAGCAGGAUAGUUUCUCAGUGAAUUUAUUUUAUUUUUCUAGCUUUACGGGUAGGAAAAUGGAGAACACAGCCUUUUCUUCAGUCUCUGUGACAGUGUGCUAACUUGGGCUUAGGGGAGACAAAUUGAAAUGCAUCAUUUUGAUGAGUUAAAAUAUUUUGUCUAGGUGGGCCUGAAAUGUUUUGCUUUGUUUUCCUGUAGAAUUUGGAAGAGGAAUGCACGAAGCAUGUAUAGGAGGUACAGGUGGAUUUCCUCUGUUUAUCUGGAGGAAUAGAAGUAUUUCAGGAUCAGCAUGCAGAGCUACAUGCAUAAGUGUAUUUCUAGAUAUCUGGUGCAGUGCACUAACAUUGUACUUAGGUGAUAGGAAUAAAGUACACUUCAUGUGGACUUUAAACAGCAGUUUCCUGCACAGCUAAACUGAUACAGUAGGCUGCUGUUGCUCAGGGGAAGGCAUCUUUUUUCUCACCUCCUUACAGACCCGUGGGCCUACUCCAUUUGCCUUGCUGGCUCUCUGGCUUGUUGGAUCCUGCAAGCCCAUUCAGUUAGUUAAACCAGCCACAUGGAACAGUUUGGAUAAUGUUCUGUGGAGUUAGUGGGUCCAUGUGUUAGGAGCAUGAGAAGUGAGCAGGAUUACCUUCUCUCAUGAAAUUGUUCUCUGAGUAGUUAUUGGGAACAGCAGUAUGAAGUAACCUUUGGUGUUCAGUUUGAUGUUACUAAUAUCUGCUGAAGAAAGACUUAAGAUGUUGGAUUUGUUGGUCGUUUUAUGCCUAGGAUUUUGAUUACAUUUGCUGUGAGACCAUUCAAAACUGUCAACAAUUCAUCCUGUGAAAUCAGUGCCCACUGGUGUAGUCUGCUGCUGUAAACUGAAGUAGAGACUGCUGCUUUUACCUCUUUUCCAGCUAUUCCACAACACAGUUUUAAUUCCCAACCGUAAUUCUGUUUCCAGAGAAAUUAAUUAGAAUUUUGUUGUAGAUUGGAACAGAAAACGUGGGGCUACCACUCAUAACCACACUACAGGACAGCGAGAGCCUUUUAAAGCUGUGACAGCUUGAAAAUGGUGAGUUAACAAAGAUUCUUAGGUCAGGGUGAUGUCCCAGUUGUUAGCUGAGGAUGGUAAGGAUUUGUGUGGAACCUGGUCUCAAAAGCAGCAGUCCCUGACUGGUCCCUGACUUUCAACAGCAUCAUUCAUCCCCAGUACUUGAAAUGUGCCCUCUUUUUCUCCUUGCUUCCUUCCCUUCACAGUGUGCACUCCCUUUGGUUGCUCUUUAUAUUGUUGGAGUUCAAGGAGAGUUUGAAGUGUAUGGUUUGAUGGGUAUGUGUAACUUAGCACUGAGAGAAUGAACAUGAACUUUGUUUUCUACUUCACAUGCUCACCUUUUCUCAUAUUUUUGUUAAAUACUGUGUUUUCACUUCAAAGGCACUCUAAUUUUUGAGGGAAGGCUUGAUCUGCGCAGUGUGCUUCAGUUUGUCCAACUAGGGAAACAAAGUUGUAAGUUCAUUAUUGUUGCACUUUUAUUACACAAUAAAUUCCUUGCAGAUACUGUAAUAUAUUUUAAUAUGCUUUGUAAUCAUUUUUAGAAGGUGGUGAUAAAAAUUGCUGAUUUAAUAAACUAAUAUUGAACUACCUGA